AAAAAAAAAAAAAAUGAUACCAUGUGUCACAGCUUCGAAAGUUGAGCAUUGAAUAGCAGGGAAAAUGGCCCGCAACAAAUCUUCAGCCGAGGCUACGGCGCCACGGAAUUUACGCAAACGAGAGUUGGCCAUUGACCCAUACGAUGUGCCCGAUGAAACCGCAUCACCGAAGCGUCAACGGCGCUCGAAGCCGCCUGAGGUGGUUUCUGAGAAUCAUGAGGACGAGGAAGCAGACGGCGAUGAGAUCGGGUCCAUUUCUGAACCAACCCCAAGGAAGCCGCCAGGCCGAGCCCCCAAACAAGCCGCUGCUAAAACAGCAGACGUCCAGACGUCGACACCGUCGGCCCAGCGGCAUAAAACAGUAGCAGAAACCCCAGUGAAGCUUAAUGGAUUUGACACACCAAGCAGACAGAACAUUGCCGACAGAUCGGCAAGGAGGAAGAGCGCUAGGGCUCUCAUCGAUCGUGUGAUUAGCGACGCCGUCAGCGACGACGAUGCCGAGGAGGAGGAUAUUGCGCGUGAAAUUUAUGAGUCCAGCGAAGAUGAAGAAGCGGACCAAGAAGAGCAACGAGAUGGAGAGGAAGGGCAGGAACCCACCACCCCGUCCAAGGCUCCAGGAAGGAAGCGCAAGGCGGCGACAGCAAGGAAGAGGUCACCAACACCACCCCGGGAUCUACCUCCCCACGAGCAGUACUUUUACCAAAACAAACCCGGUCUAACCAAGACAUCCAACAAUAAUCUCUCCAUGUUGGAUCUUCUCACACACGACGAGUAUUUCUCUGUCCUCCGGCAGCUAAAGGACCCUCACGCCUCCAGCAUCGACUCCCUCCAGGCCCUCCACGCCAAGUCAUUCCCACAAUGGGCCUUUGAGCUCUCGCAGGGCUUCAGCACCUGCCUCUAUGGCUACGGGUCCAAGCGCCGUCUGCUGCAGAACUUUGCCACCUACUUGACCUCCAAGAUCCCCGAUCGUAACCACAAAAUCAUCAUAAUCAACGGCUACGUCCGAACCCUAACACCCCGCGACAUCCUGUCUAGCUUGAGCGCCGCCCUCCCAUCCUCCUCUUCUUCCAAGCUACCCAUAGGGGGUAGCAACCCGACCAACACCCUCCAAAACCUUCUCUCCCAUUUUUCCUCCUCUUCCUCACUAACCAUCACCCUCCUAAUCAACUCAGUCGACUCCCAACCGCUCCGCAAGACUCCAAUACAAGCCCUCCUCUCCCAGCUCGCCUCCCACCCACAGAUCCGCCUCGCCUGCACGGCUGACUCGCCCGACUUCCCCCUCCUCUGGGACGCCGGCCUGCGCGCCGCCUUCAACUUUGUCUUUCACGACUGCACCACCUUCGCCGCCUUUGGCCCCGCCGAGCUCGAGGUUGUCGACGAUGUCCACGAGCUGCUGGGGCGCAAGGCAAGGCGAGUCGGCGGCAAAGAAGGCGUAGCCUUUGUGCUGCGGAGCUUGCCCGAGAACGCAAGGAGCCUGUUCAGAUUGCUGGUCGGCGAGGUGUUGGCUGCUAGUAUGGACUCGCAAGGCGGAGGAGGACCAGAUGGGGAUGUGGAUGUGGAUGUGGCGUCUGUCGAGUACCGCAUGGUUUACAACAAGGCCGUCGAGGAGUUUAUCUGCAGCUCCGAGAUGGCGUUUCGGACUUUGUUGAAGGAAUUCCAUGACCACCAAAUUAUCACCAGCCACAAGGACUCCAUCGGCACCGAGCUGCUGAGCCUCCCCUUUAGGAAAGAGGAGCUCGAGUCCAUCUUGGAGGAGUUAACAGCAUGAUCUGUGUUUGUACAAGCGUGGCGCUCAGGCGAGAUAGACAUGUUGUUUCGCUAGAAGGUGCUUACCUUGGGUGGGGGGCCGUAUCGCACUUCACGAAUAUUCCAUAGAGAGUGUACAAUAGGAUACCAAUGGCUUAAUGAUGUCAACGGAAUGACCAGGGCCGUAGCCAGAGCGAGACAGAAGGGACCACCUGCAAUUUCUACUGCGG
This is a messenger RNA of Canariomyces notabilis, 1976 nucleotides long. Its product is annotated as ORC2-domain-containing protein. The record is from RefSeq and is a predicted model, not a curated record. Gene Ontology annotation, cellular component: nucleus; nuclear origin of replication recognition complex. The transcript has 2 exons. Gene Ontology annotation, biological process: DNA replication. Bases 65 to 1768 code for a protein of 567 amino acids. Gene Ontology annotation, molecular function: DNA replication origin binding. Lineage: Eukaryota; Fungi; Ascomycota; Sordariomycetes; Sordariales; Chaetomiaceae.